This is a messenger RNA of Lottia gigantea (owl limpet), 4455 nucleotides long. RefSeq lists its product as hypothetical. Gene Ontology annotation, molecular function: protein binding. The record is from RefSeq and is a predicted model, not a curated record. NCBI's taxonomy places the organism in Eukaryota, Metazoa, Mollusca, Gastropoda, Lottiidae. Bases 1 to 4455 code for a protein of 1484 amino acids. The transcript is spliced from 13 exons.
AUGGAUAGCCAGCAGCAUCUCUUCCUCCCGUCUGAAAUUGCAAGGCUCGUAUUAGGGUAUCUCCACGAUGUCAAAUGUAAAAUCACAUACAAAACCUUUUUAAAGGAGUCUAAAGAUUUAGCUGAAUAUUCAGCAUUGUUAAAAAGGGGUAUCACUUACCCAACAACAAUAAUGGGAUACACUCUAGUUAAUCUAGUAAAUGAAUAUGCAGCCUAUAAACUACAAGAUUCCAAGGAGACAUCAAGUUCAAGUGAAUUAUGGAAACAAUUUGAUGUAGUUGUUAAACAGUUAAAAAAAUCAACUCAAUCCAAACUCAAACAAAAAGAAACACAAACUGUUCGACAUCGGAAACUGAAUAAGAAAACCAAAAAUCGGAAAUUGUGUGCGUCAGUCUUGGACAUCAAAGAAACAAGUGAUGAAGGAUGGGUAUCUGACAAUAGCCCGCUUGAUGUAGUCACAGAGGAAACAGUGCAUAGUGAUGAUUCAGAUGAUGAUGAAAUUGGCAAGGCUAAGCGACCAUUUUCAAAAGCAUCUACACUGAAAAACUCAUCUGAUUUAACAAUAUCAGAUUUAUCUUCUCCCCCUUAUGGUAAAGUGCGCUGUAAGCGUAGUAAAAAUAGUGCUAAUAAAACAAAAUCUAGAGAAUCCUCUAGAAAUCAAUCUAUGGAGAUAGACCAUAAUGAAAAUCAAAGUGCUGCAGAAAAAACUCCUGAGCAGGUUUGUAAAAGAACUUUGCGAUCUUCAACCACAAAGAAGAAACAGAAUUCCAGUGCUUGUGAUAGAGAGACCAAAGAAAAGCAAGACAAUUCUUGUGCAGAUAGUAGUGUGAAUAGUAAUACUUUGGUCAUAAUUGAAGAUGAACCUAAAGAACCCAGUGAAAGAUUAGAUUCCUCUCAAAUACAAAAUUGUGAUAAUACAACAGAAUUUGAGACACAUAAUAUUACGGAAAAAGCGGAAUUGGACACAAUAUUGGAAGCAAGUAACACAUGUAGUAAUGAUGUAAAUGGGAAUAAUAAUAGUUUUUGUGAUAUUUCUAUGAGAUGUAAUGGUAAUCAUGAAGUUGAAAAUGGUGAUAAUAAUGGUAAUCAAACAAUGGUAUCCAAUGAAACAUUUAUAGUGCAUUCCUCUGAUAUACAUCAUGAAACUUCUCAAUCGAAUACAGGCAAUGGUAAUUAUAAUUUCUUGCAUGAAAAUGAUUAUUUUUCAGUAGUUCAAAGUUUUCCUGUACCAGUAACACCUCAGAAGUCUGCAUUUCGACCGAUAAAUGUUGAUGAAAACUCAAACCUCAAAACACCUGUUAAAGCAUUGUCUAAUGUACAUUUUGAUAACCAUUAUAAGUCUCCAAGAAGAAAAAGACCACCUAGACGUCGAGCAGAUAAUAAUAUAACUGUAAUGGGUGGACUAAGUCCUGAUAAUUCAACUUGUACUCAAUUUAAUACCAAUCCACCUGGACCAGAUAUGGAUGAAAAUACUAUGACAGAUUAUGCGAACAUGUUAGAUAGAUUAUUGGAAGACACAAAAUUACAUGAAAAAUUAGCAGAAAAUAUCAAUAAAAAGCUGGUACCAAUAAAAGACAAUGUUUUGAAAAAAAAUGGUGAUUCUGUACAAAAAAACGCUGUUGUUCAUAGUGAACUUGGUAUAACUACAGAGAAUAUGCCAAGUACAAGCACUGUUAAUAUGAACACUACUGAACAGCAUAAUACAAUACAACCAUAUAUGAAUGAACAGCAUGAUAUACCAACUGGUACAGAAAAUCUUAGUAAUGAGAAUUUAACGUCUAUAUUAGGAGGUGUUAUAAAAGGUAUAGCAGACGUGACUGAAAAUGAUCCAUCCUUCGAAUCAAUCUUCUCCUUAUUUCUGAAUGUGAAAGAAUCGUCUGUUCAUGAUGAAGUUGAUCAAAUGAUCAUACAGUCUCAUCAAGAUGAUAUUCAAAGUAAUCAAACUGAUGAAUUACAUACACCAACUGAUAUUAAAGAAAAUUUCUUGGUCAAUCCAGAAAAUCCAAAUCAGCUAGAACAACAUCCCUUAAGUUCCCAAUAUUUGAACCAGAACAGCAGCAAUUCUCAAAAUCAGUACUACUGCAAUAAUACAACAUCAACAAUAAACAACAGCAAUGAUGUUCAUAUUCAACCUGCUGGUGGAAGUUACCAAAACCAGCUAAGUUCUGAAUCAAGCAAGAACAGUGUUAUAAAUAGUGCACCAAAUAACUGCUCUUCAGCACAAACUAUUAUGUGUAAUACUGGUAAUCCUAGUCAACCAGUGAAUAGACUGAGUUAUCCAGCCUCAGUUCAUGUUAAUAGUAACUCUAAUAGUCAGUCAGCUUAUAACCAAGAAUGUAGUAUGUAUAACAAUGCCAGUAUUAAUUCCCCAGCUAUAUCUGUGAUUUCAAUUAAUUCUCCUGAUGCCAACUCAGUAUCCACACCAGAGAGAACUGCAAAGAUCAGAAGACCUAAAAGAAUAACACCAACUCCUCUAAAUGGAACUGAAAUUUUACCGCUUCAUGGAAAAAUAGCUUCACCGCAGAAACCAUUGAUCAUUAUACCUGAAAAUAAACAGUUAAACAGUGGUACACAGCGUGGUAAACAUUUUCCUCCCCCUACCUCUAAUUCUAAUAGUCGAAAUAGUCAUUUUAGUGAAGGACAUUCAGAUAAUAGUCAACACAGUACCAUAGAGUUAACUACACCAUUACAGUCAACCUUGAUAGGUACCGGUUAUCCAAAUUUAACCCAGACACAACUCAACGAGACCAGUGUUUCUGAUAUCACCCUUUCCCCUGGUGGACACCACUUACUAGCUCAUAACAAACGCUCAAUGGCUAAAGCUAUCGAGGAGAACAGUGCCUUUGUUCUAUCGCCAAUUACUCCUAUUAAUGAAAAUACCAAACUGGCGUCCAGUACUCCUUAUCCCAAUUCAAUACCUGGAUGUUCCCUCUCCGAAAAUUCUGCUAAAUCUCCCAAAAAAGAAUUCAAAAAACCUAAUCUACUGAGUAAGACUGUGACCAAAGCUUCUCCAAAAACUGAAACUGCAUCUUCAAAAGCUGAUGAUGAUUCUGUUUUGUGUUAUUCCUUAAGUCCAUUAAAGACUGAUGCUAAUGUCAUCCAUGGAACUGUCAAUGAUGUCCCUUUCACUGCAGUACCAAUGGGCCAAAUGUCCAGAAGAUUUUGCCAUGUAAGGAAUUUAGAUUUUGGACGUGAACAGCCAUCUUCAAGUAAUAUCCAGAAUCCGAAGAAAAAAAGAUCAUUAAAUAAAUGUGCAAAAAGUGACCUAAAAUCUAAAAAAGAUCUGCCCAAAAAGAUUAGUACAUGUACUCCUGAAAAAGUUGAGAAAUUGAAAGUUCGGCCCUUGCUACCCCGGCAAACCACCAUUAAACCACUCAACAAACAAAAUCAACCUGCAGAACCCAUAGCUACGAUAGUGAACCCUGAGGCCUCGGUUUCAACGAAAUCACAGAUUAUUCAAAAUAUGUCUCCUAAAGUUAUACUGAACAAACUUGAAAAUAAGCCGAAAUCAAAGGAAAGAAGGAAAAGUGCUGGCAAAGUUAAGACUCCUAAAGCAACGACUGAAUCAAAAGCAAAGACAGAAAAGUCCAAAUCUAAAAGGAAAUCUGACCCAACUACGAAGAAGGCUUCACCUGUGAAGAAUAAAACUAAAUCUUCAGGCCGAAAGAAAAAUGAAACUCCAAAGAAAAUGCCUCCUCCAUCAGCAACUAAAAUGGUUGAAGAAAAGAACCUUCGAGUAACUGCCCUUGUGGAUGCGAUUGAUAUUUUGGAUGCCGAUACUAAAGAAUUUAAUCAGCGUUUAGAAGAUGUGAAUGUUGUUGAUUAUGGAAUUCCCUUAGAUUUAACUGCUGGAUCAACAGAUAGCCAAAUUAACAUUGUAUCAGUCAACGAAGUCAGUAAUCAGUUUGUGACAGCUGAUCAAAAUGAGACCAAAGCUGCUGCUGAAGUCUUAGCAUCUUUGUCCAUGUUGAACUCUUUUGCAUCUAUUUCAAGCGAUCCUUUUAAACCAAGCUCUUUAUCCUCUGAACAAUUCGGUAAAGAUCAUUCAGUAUUUAGUGAAUCUUCACAAAUACCAGUUCAAAAUAAUACAGCUGUUCAAAAAAACGUUCCAUGGACAAAUCAGCAUGGUGGAGAAACAUUGCCAACUAAUAUUCAGUUAGAACCAACUGAUCUUUCUAUUCCAAAAGAAAUCAAAUCAGCUGCACCGCCAGCUUCUGUAAUGGCACCGACAAGUUUAUCCAGUGGUAAACGAAAAGCUGAAGAUUUUAAUACUGAUUCGUCUAGUGAAUAUCAGGACUUUAAUUCUGAGAAUGAUGAUUCAAACCCACCACAAGGAACAGAAUCACCCAAUAUAUGUUCUGAACCAAAAAAGAAAAAAAUGAAGAAGAAGAAAAGUAUAGAUUUAAGAUCAGUUAAUAUCGAUGAAUUAUUAUCAAAAGUGAAAUAUUCCAAAUAA